Molecule: messenger RNA, 1923 nt
Organism: Calidris pugnax (ruff)
Lineage: Eukaryota; Metazoa; Chordata; Aves; Charadriiformes; Scolopacidae
Gene: MPZL3
Product: myelin protein zero-like 3
Exons: 6
Coding region: 46-753 (235 amino acids)
Cellular component (GO): membrane
Source: RefSeq, a predicted model, not a curated record
AGCCCGCAGGUGGGCCGCCAUGUUGCGGCCCUGAGCGCAGCCGGGAUGGGGUGCGGCGAGGCGGCGGCGGCCGGCGGCGGCUUCUUCCUCCUUCUGCGGGGGAUCGUGCUUCUGCUCGGUGUCUGCAAAGCUCUUUGCCUGGAAAUUAAAGUCAGUCCUAAAGUGCGAGCUUUUGUUGGUGAACAAGUGACACUGAAAUGCUCAUUCAAAUCCAGUUCUCCCAUCACUGAGAGCCUGACAAUAGACUGGACCUACCGGCCUUUCACAAGCGGUCAGAUGGAGACAAUUUUUCAUUACCAGUCUGUUCCAUACCCAACAACAGUGGGAAAGUUCAAAGAGAGGAUAUCCUGGGUUGGGAACGUUGCCAGGGGCGAUGCUUCCAUUGCUAUCCAAAGCCCGGUGAUGAGUGACAACGGGACAUUCAUCUGCAGUGUGAGGAACCCUCCAGACGCGUACCAUAACAUUCCCCAGACGAUGCUGGUGGUUGUGGAGAGAGGCUUUUCCUUCCAGCUGACUUCAGCGACGCUGCUCUCCAUUUUAGUGUUUCUCCCUUCUGUCAUCGUGGUCGUUCUGCUGUUGGUAAGGAUGGGAAGAAAAAUUGGAGUGCUAAAGGAGAAAAAGAAGUCCGGCUGUAAGAAAUCUUCCAUCGAAGUGUCUGAUGAGCCUGAAUGUACAGAGAGAGACAACUGCUUGGGGAAACUCAGAAACUGGUGCCUGAAUUGUGUGGACACGGAUGAGGAAGACCCGUACUGAUGAUGGAAGACCAAAGCUAUGGCUAAAGAACAAAAUUACCGCACUGAAAAUCGUGGCUGGAUAGGAACAAAGGCUGCUGGAUAACCAGGGCAGAUUGAAGGAUCUGCUCUAAUCUUGGGAGAUUGGAAUAAUAAUGCUGAUGGGAUAAUUCACUUUUAUUUAAGAACAAAAUAAUGAUUUUUGAAACUUCCUAAUUUAUUGGGGAAAAAAAUAAUGUCUUAACCUCACUUCUCCAGUGCCUACAGAUACCUCAGUGCCUACAACUGCCCAGCCUGUUUUCUACCUGCACUCUGACAACAGCUGUUUCUUAGUCUACUUGCAAAUUUGUUUCCUUUAUUACUGGUGACAUCCUUCCCUUUCUACACCCUUGAAUUUGAAUUGCCUGAAGCACUGGCUAUGCCGGAGAGAGGUCAGCUCUCAAAGAUCAUCAUCAUUGGGCACUGGCAAGCUUUUCUUCUCAAUUUGUUUUGGAAUGUAUUUGCAAAGGACUUAAAACAGUUUGAUUAAAUCGGUGCAUGGCAUCCUUUGUCUUGGAGCGAAGGCAACCUUGAUUUUUAAGCUGUUUCUUGGUUUAAUCUGCCACUUAAUUACAGGACCACUGUUUUGUUCCUACUGUUUGCUGAUUCCAUUUUUAAGUCACCAGCUGCACAGCAGUGUUACCUUACACUGUUGACUUUUGUCUUCCCUUUCUUUUUUAUUACUUGUCCACCAGCAGCGUUCCUCCGUACGUCUCCUUCUACUUGUAGAAGUGAAGCACAAUUCAUAUAGAAGUACUUUUUUAAAAAUGCGAAAUGGAAAUAAAUGGGGACUCUGUGUCUGGGGAAACGUAACCCCAUCUACCUCAGCCACUGACUCGAGCAGCGUCCAAAGGGAUGUUCUGUGUUCAGAAGAACAGCCGUGUUCCUCCUCUCUUCUUUUAGGUGCCGCUCUAGGAAAACAGCUACACACGCAUCGUGACUGCCUGCUAAGGAGGAGUACUUUCUCUUUCUUGUCCAAUAACGGAUGGCAGAGAGCAGCUGAAUCUGUGUCUGCUCUGUACCUAAAUAGCUGCUGUUUUCUGCUUCCCUUCUGUCUGUGGCUUCGGUCGGAUGCUCUCCUUUUACACAGGUGGUUUAAGUUCACCGAUGACCUUGAUGUGCCAUUACCAAUAAAUUGCAUUCUCUCAUUCUG